Messenger RNA from Hyaloperonospora brassicae, 1746 nucleotides. NCBI's taxonomy places the organism in Eukaryota, Oomycota, Peronosporomycetes, Peronosporales, Peronosporaceae. The record is from the annotation of a GenBank genome assembly.
AUGACGUCCUCACCCCUCGCGCGCCCCACCCACCGCGUGUCCCUCUGGUCCCUCUCGUGUCUGACGAUUCUGCUGUCGCUCUCGACGGCCCAAGCGACAGCAACGCGCCUCCCCCUCGACCUCGAGCCCGAGACCUUUUGGACGUUGUCCACAACGACCCAAUCGAUUGCGCAGGACGCGGUCCAAUUCAGGACCCACGUGCUGAAUCACGUGCCCGACCUCGUUCCAGUGGACGUGCAGUGCGACAAAGUCACGCGCUGCGACCGCACUGGCGUGUGCGCUAUCGUGUGUCGUCGUGGCUCCGUGCAGCUCGACGGAUGGCUACAAAAGGCCCUUCGGCUGCAACGGACACUGGCGUACCGGCGCCACUUUUGCGCAGCGACGUUGCCGGGUACACACAACUCGGCCAUCAAUCUCGCAGAUGGCUACGGCGUGGAAGACCACGUUUUUGAAGGCUACUUGCGCUACUUUGCGUGGUUCAAGCCAGGCAUGCAAGUGCAUACGAACGACCAGCUCUUUUCGCUCACGGAUCAGCUGCACAUGGGCGUGCGGUUCAUUGAGCUCGACGUGCAUUGGUGCAAUGGGGACCUACGCAUUGCGCAUUGUGGAGGCUUUCGGUCCAAGUUGCUGGACGGACUGAUCAACGUGUUCAACGAGAUUGCCAAGAUUCUCGGCACUGGCAUCGAGUGGGACUCGGAGACAAUUGGGUGCAAGCCGAGUUUGAGUAGCAUUCCGUCCAAGGAGCAACGGCCGCUCAAGGAAGCGCUGCAGGAAGUAGCGGCGUGGUUGCAUGCGCCGGAACACGCAGAGGAGUUCUUGAUGGUGUUCUUCGAUGACGAGACUGACCUGAUGAAGUGGCACAAGGUGGGCAAGCUGCUGGAGUAUUUGAAAGCGUACUUCUCAGAAGACGAGAUCCUGCGACCAAUUGAGCUGACCUACGACACGAGAUGGCCGACGCUGGAAGAGCUAAUCCAGGCUGGGAAGCGCGUGCUAUUUAUGAGUGGUGCGGACUACCUCACGCUCGGAGAGGAGAUCUUGUUUGUGAAGGACGAUAUCUGCAACUGGCAAGAGCCGCCACUGCCUCUUGUCCCGUUUCCAGCAUGCCGGUUCAACCGAUCAACGGCUGACAUUGGGAUACCUGACGAUGAGUUUACUAUCUUUCGCCCUGAAACGAGCGAGAUCCAGUACGGAUUUCUCAAUGCAGCCGGCCAAUUUGGUCCCAACAAGAACUUGCUCGAUGAGGAAUCUCUUCCGGGCGUGACUGACUGCGGCGUAAAUUUGGCAUCACCAGACAAUGUCACUCCAAAGCGUAUGGAGGCUACAAUUUGGGCGGUUCCGAACGGACACGAGCUCGACCCUACUAUGUGUGUUGCACUUAUGCGCGCGACAAAGACCUGGCAGAGCGUUGAUUGUCAAACUGCCAACAUGGUGUCAGCAUGUGUUGAUGUGGAAAACCCACGCUUCUGGCAGCUUGGGCUUGUGUCGGUCAUUGAAGCCGACGCUGUCGACGCCUGUGGUGCUCACGCGUCGCGAACAAUGGCGUAUUCCGUCCCAUCGUCGGGAUACGAGAAUGGACUUUUGUACGACCAGCUGAUUGAGCAUGCACCCAGCUCAAUUGCGGGCGUGUGGUUGAAUGCGAAGACCAUUGUCGCUAAGGUGUAUGCUGCAGAUCGUGAUCAGGCUGCUGCCCUUCUUGGUCAGUACGCCAACGAACUCACAAAGGGCGGCGUAAUGGCCGUGGAGUAA